GUCGACCCCGUCACCCCUUCGACACCUCCAAUAACAGUGGCCAAGGAUCACUACGGUCCGGCGUCACAGUUUCUCAGUCACUUUCUGUCGCUGUUGUUUCUUCAGUCGGAAAACCUUGAGGCACCAAUCAUUCGUCAAGUGAAAGAAAGCUGUAGUUUUGAGUUGAGUCCUUUGCUAUACGAAAGCGUGUUCGAGCAGAUCAAGACAUUCACCGAACGAUUUUUUGAUUCCUCCGGAGAAAUAUUGCUGACCUACGGAAACACGCAGUUCAUCGAACACGCUGUUUAUAUCAUGAAGAAUAUACUUCUUGAAAUCGGAUCUACCUGGAAGAGCGACCUAAAGAUUUCUUGCAUCGAGCCGAUAUUGUUGACCUUCUGCAGGUAUUUUUCCCUGUUCAUGAACCUCCUGAAUGACUGCUCGGCUAGCGAUUCCUGCAGCGGUGUCGACAGUGACAAUAUCUCGGUGAAAGGCCUGUGCUCGGAAUACGCCAGGGGUUCCUUUAGCGCUGGUUCUUCAACGGGUUCCAAACAGCAGGGUGAAAACAACACUGAUCUGCUGCGGAAUGCCACCAUCGAGUCGAUGUCAUGCUUGCUGGCUGCGAACAUCGAUACUGGGUUAAUUCAUUCCGUAGGACUCGGUUAUCACAAGGACACGCGUGUUCGACUGGCGUUUGUACAAGUCUUGAUAAAGAUCUUGCAACAAGGAACCGAGUUCGAGACCUUGAAUGAAACGGUGAUGGCUGAUCGAUAUGAAGAACUUAUUCGACUGGUAACGAUGAUCACGGCUGAUGGCGAAAUGCCGGUUGUCAAUGCUCUUGAUGAGUUGGCGAUAAUAUUGGUCACAGUGUCAGCUUGGCGAAAUCUUUUGAACGAGUUGCUGUGGAAAUUGUUUUCGCAGGAAGUGAAGUUAGCAGAAGCGCCGACGACACUGUUUCGAGGAAACACGUUGGCCAGCAAGAUCAUGGGCUACUGUUUCAAACUUUACGGCGCUUCAUACCUGCGAAACGUGCUAAGGGAUUUCGUCUCGCACGUCAUCAUCCAAUCGAACCGCCAGUGUUACGAGGUGAACCCUUCAAGGUUCCCUGUUCAGCUGAAAAGCACCUGUAACAUUCUUUACAACGUGGUGAAUGCCCGUUUUCCGAACAACGGUUUGCUUGCCGUCGGCAUGAUCCUGUUUCUUCGUUUUUUUAAUCCAGCGAUUGACAUCUAUCCCAAUCAUACGGUGAAACGCGGCUUGAUGCUGGUGUCGAAAGUUUUGCAGCAGAUAGCAAACCAGACGGAUUUCGUCAAGGACACUUGUUUGCAGUCGUUUGUUUCCAACAUCACGUUGGAGUCGCCCUCGUGUAUAAUUUCAAGUCCGACAGUGACAUUCGUCCACGACGCUACCGUCUCGUCUCUCCAUCGCUUGCUCUGGCGAUACCAGGACGAAAUUGGUGAAUAUCUUACGUCGGUACGAUCGUACGAGUUGAUCUCUCGUCGACUGAUCACGCUGCUGGCACAGAUGGGUCCUGCUGAGCACAAAACUUCUGAAACAGGGUGGAACAGCGCUGAUCUGACCAGCAAUCAGUUCGAGGAAUUCAUGGCCAAACAGAACAUGACUGAGAAAGAGGAGUUCAAGUCAGUAAAGGCUACGAAUGUCUUCUACCAGUCAGGGUAUAGCAGAAACGGUUAUCCAACGUUCUAUUUCAUUGCUGUUAGAUACAAGUGA
Molecule: messenger RNA, 1707 nt
Organism: Soboliphyme baturini
Lineage: Eukaryota; Metazoa; Nematoda; Enoplea; Dioctophymatida; Soboliphymatidae
Source: the annotation of a GenBank genome assembly